Messenger RNA from Umbelopsis ramanniana AG, 1198 nucleotides. RefSeq lists its product as uncharacterized. Gene Ontology annotation, cellular component: cytoplasm. Lineage: Eukaryota; Fungi; Mucoromycota; Umbelopsidomycetes; Umbelopsidales; Umbelopsidaceae. Gene Ontology annotation, biological process: regulation of translational initiation. The record is from RefSeq and is a predicted model, not a curated record. Gene Ontology annotation, molecular function: protein binding. The coding region runs from base 249 to 1124 and encodes 291 amino acids. The transcript has 3 exons.
UAUGUAAAAUACAUCUCCAUAUGCUUUUUAGAAGUUCUUUUGUAAAAGAAAACAAAAAAAAAAUUCCAGUAUAUAUACAAUCAGCUCCCGUGGGAUUUUGUGCAAUGGAGGGUAUAAACGCUCGUAAACUAUCGGGUCAUUAUCUUGUGUCUACGUUGAUAAGACCGAAUUUAAGGUUGGGGAACGUAGAAAAGUGACGGGUUUAAAGAGUCCUGAUCUCAACUCCAUCCAUUGCCUCACAGUUUCCAAUGUCUGCUGAUCGCCAAGCUCAAGAGGAAGAAGCUCUUGUUCUGGAGUCUAUUUAUGACCAAGACUUUAAAAUUAAUGAAGCCGCACCGGACACCUACCAUUUCACGCUACGUUUAGACGAAGAGGCGAGUGAUAACUUGCGAUCGCCGAGAUUGGUGGUCAUUGACUUUCACAUUCCAGAAGCCUACCCUAGCUCCACCAUGCCAGUCUACGAGAUCACGUCAGUCUACUGUGGAACGCAAAAGAUUGAUGCUAGCGUUCGAGAAGAAAUUGAUACUAACUUCAAGACCAUGUUUGUGCCUGGCGAGGUCGUCUUGUUUGAAUGGAUCAAUUGGCUCAAGGAAUACCUCGAUGCCACGUAUCCCGAGGAGGAGCAGCAGCAGCAGGAAGUACAGCAACCGGAGGAUAUGGAAACGACAAACGAUGUAGACGAUUCUACCACUUCCAAGAUCGAUUCUUCCUUGGACGACGAGUGCCCGGAAAUCAAAAGUGGUGAAUCGCUCAUUGACCGCAAAUCGGUUUUUGUAGGCCACGUGGCAACAGUUAACAGUGUGGAGCAGGUUCAAGCGGUUCGAAGGAAGCUUUUACAGAACAAGAAGAUUGCCAAAGCUACCCAUAAUAUCCUUGCCUAUCGUAUUGAGCUGGACUCUGGCGUCAUUGCUCAGGAUCACGAUGAAGACGGUGAAACGGCUGCUGGAGGCCGAUUGUUACAUCUUUUGCAAAUUUUGGAUGUUACUAAUGUGGUGGUCAUCGUAUCAAGGUGGUACGGAGGUAUCCACUUACAUGCUGACCGGUUCAAGGACAUCAACAACUCGGCAAGGCAGGUACUAGAAACCUAUGGCUAUAUAGACGAUACUAAGGGCAAGAAAAAAUAAACAUUAUACCGAGCGUUUUUGUGUGUGUUUUGAUUCCAUACCCAAAUUUGGGGAUAAAACAAAAAUCCAAGUUU